This is a messenger RNA of Hevea brasiliensis (rubber tree), 3540 nucleotides long. Its product is annotated as zinc finger CCCH domain-containing protein 34. Bases 100 to 1689 code for a protein of 529 amino acids. The transcript is spliced from 3 exons. Gene Ontology annotation, molecular function: metal ion binding. The record is from RefSeq and is a predicted model, not a curated record. Lineage: Eukaryota; Viridiplantae; Streptophyta; Magnoliopsida; Malpighiales; Euphorbiaceae.
AUUUAUAAACACAAACUCACACGCUCUUUCUUCCUCAGCUGACUCAUCAUCUCUUCUCUUGCUCUCACUGUAUUUUUCUUUUCUUCUCUUCGAUUAAAAAUGGAGGAGGAAUUGCAGAAGCAUAACACUGAUUGUGUUUAUUUCUUGGCCUCUCCUCUCACAUGCAAGAAGGGAAUGGAUUGUGAGUAUCGGCACAAUGAAAUUGCAAGGCUUAAUCCUAGAGAUUGCUGGUACUGGUUGGCUGGGAACUGUGCUAAUCCAACCUGUGGUUUUAGACACCCUCCAUUAGAAAGGCAUGCUGAAGCACCAUCAGAAUCUGGAUCAUCUUCUCUACCUGCAAACAAGACCAGCAUCCCCUGUUAUUUUUAUUUUAGUGGUUUCUGCGGUAAAGGUGACAGAUGUUCUUUUAUGCAUGGCCCGGAUGCCAGUACACGUACUGGGAAAUCUGGCAAUACCUCUUUAGCAUUCAAGGAAGGCACUCCCUUGGAUAACAAGACAUCUGUAGGAAAUGUUGUGUCUGCAUCAACAGAAGCAUGUGCUAAUCUAUCUAAAACAGCUUCAGGUUUGAUGUUGCAAGCUAAAAAGGACAUUCAGCUUCCAGCUCCCAAAAAUGUUAUAGUGCAAAGUCCCUUUCCAGAGGUUGUUUUGAGGCACUGUGAAGAAGCUGUUGCUGUUAAGUCAGAUUUCUUGCUUCAAUCAGACAGCUUUAUUCAAAGCAGAUCUCAUGUUUGCACAGAUUUGAGUUCAGUACAGCAAGUGGAUGGCUAUGUUGAACCACAGGAGUGUUGGGAAUCAUCCCCUGGUUUUGAUGUUCUUGUGGAUGACAAAUCAGGGAAUUUGGUUUACGAGGAUGAUCAAGAAUAUUUACUGGCUCUUGACAGGGAACACAGGGAGCUAAAUAACCAUUUCCAAGGGUAUGAAUUUGAAGACCUAGAGUAUGACCGUACAUACUGUGAUACAGAAGUUAUGUAUAAGCAAGAGACAUACGAUUCAUUUGAUUGUUUGGAUAAUGUGCACAUCUUUGAUGAUGUUGGAAACAGCUCUGGCUUCUCUAGUGACCGAAUUCUGGAUUCUUCAUUGCGCCGGAAGAGAAAACUCUUGCCAAUGGAACUGAGGGUUGUGGAUCUUCAAGACCGCUGGAGGAAACACAGAGUAAAUAAUGGCCUUCCAGUGAUUAGAUCAACAAGAAGGCAUGACUCAACUCGUCUGCUUGGUCGAGGUCGGGAAAAGCCUCAAAGACCUGGGUUUAGCCGGUGGCUGCAAGGAAGGUUGGCAUCAAAGGUUGGAAAGAAUGUAUUUGAUUCAUUUGAAGAUAAUGGAAUUUUGUUAAAUUGUGCUAACCAGAAUGGCUGGCGAAGGCACUCAAGGUUGAAUAGGUCCAGGCUGCAAAACAGGGGAAAAAGGCAGGCUAAAGGGCAAUUUCUUUCUUCUGAAGUGCUAAGGAAACCAGUUCCCAGAGAGAGGAAAUAUAAUAAUUCAUCCACUGAGUUUACAGGACCCAAGUCCCUUGCUCAGAUUAAAGAAGAGAAGAAAAAAGCUGAAGAUAAUGGAGAUUACACUGGGAAAACUGGUAAUUCAAAUAGAAUGGCGUUAGCUGACUUCGAGGGUCCUAAACCUCUUAGUGAAAUCCUCAAAGACAAGAGGAAGAUGGGUACUGUGGAAGAUGAUGAUGGUAGUACAUAUGACUAAAAGGUGAUACUACAAAGACUGGAAAGAAUCAAGAACAUUUAGUACAAGUUGCUAAUUUUGUACAAGAUAAUGAAGAUAAAAUUCUUGUUCGACAGAAUGAUACAGCAUAUCUUCCCAAUUCUUGAAUGGCUGCUUACCAUCAUUGGAUGAAGAAUAUUUUGUUCAUUCCUGUUGCUGGAAGAAGACAUUGAGAAGAAAGCUUUAUCGUCACCUAAUUAGGAUUGUUUUCGUGAUCUCUACCAAUAUGCUGGUUACUGAAUAGAAGCUUUAAACUAGAACAUGCUGGUUUUUGCUCAUACAUUUCAAAGAAUUUGAUUACUUCAUAAUGAGCUUGUCCCCAUCUUUUGUACAGAGUUACCUGUAAAAUGCUUGAAUCAAUUCAUGGAUCAGUAAAUUGGCAUUGAGAAUUCCAUCAUCCUGCUUUCUUUUGCAAGUGUUGAUUAAUCUUUGAACAUUAAUUCAUUUUAUAACUCUACUCCUUUAGCUUCUAUGGAUAUGCUUGAUAUGUAACUAUACAAUGAGUUCCUUGAAACUUUUGAGUUGAUGCCAUUACAGUCAUGCUUCUGAUAAAUGAUGGAAAGUGCUUUUUUUUUUUUUUUUUUUUUUCACCUUGUUCAGAAGACGAAGUUCAGCACAUCAUUUUGUUCAAUUCAACAUCAACAACACUACUGAGCUGGGAGUGGUGAAUUAGUACUUCCAGUAAUUCAAUUUUAAGAUUGUCUAUUCUCUUGUAAAUGGAACACAGGUCUAUAGAAGUGGUGUAUUCUUAAGAAGUAUUUACUCAUAAUCAUUGAAAGAAAAACAUUGGUUGAUUAACUUGAGACUGGGGUUCUGCCUGGUCAAUUUAUCAUGAUUUUUUGGUAUUUAAUUGGUAGGUUUAAUACAAAACUUGCCAGGUAGGAGGCAAAAUGUAUCUGUCAAACCCUCCUUGGAGCAUAAAGGAAAUUGUAUGGAGCACUCUCUCCUAAUUUUUGUUGCCAAGUACAAAACGGCUGCUUCCUAGCUAGUUGUUAAGUACAUAUAAACCAAACCAACUUGAUUUGUAAUGAGCUAGUUGUCAGGCAAUAUAUCAUUAGGUAUCAUCGGAUAUUAACUAUUUAAUUAUUUUGGCCUUAAUUAAUUUUAUCAGGUCCAAAACUAAGGAGAGCUUGGUAAAUGCUUAUACAAAUAUAUAGAUUCCAUUUCGUGACUGUUUUUUCUUAUGCCUCAUUUUGUCAUUUUCUUCUCUCUCUCUCUCUCUCUCUCUCUCUCUCUCUCUCUCUCUCCUCUUAUAAUGGAAAAAUGACUAACAUCAUAUAGUUGGACUCCUACCCAAGUUCUUGCACCCACCAAAGAAUGCUCUAGACCAUUUUUCUACCUCAUAGACCACCAUCUACACCCAUAAGCAUACGCAUAUUAUAUACCAUAUAUAUAUAUAUAUAACAGAGAGGGAGAGAAGAAGAAGAAGAAGAUGGAGGGUGGCAGCCUAAAGAGGUCUACAACAUCCUUUAGAAGACAAGGAUCCUCGGGGUUGGUAUGGGAUGACAAGUUCUUAUCAGGAGAAUUGAAGCAAAACGAAGAAAAGGCAGAAAUAAGUAGUCCAAGAUCAUCAAAUAAUGGAAAGAUGCAACGCAGUCGCUCCGCCGGAGGAGCUAUCUACCGUACGGUCAAGGUUUCAUCUUCACCAAACGUCGACCCUCCAUCUCCUAAAGUCUCAGGCUGUGGAUUGUGUGUCAUUUUUGGCAAGCCAGUUUCUACCCAUCAACGAAAGUCCUGUAAGCGUUAAUUAGUAUUCCGAAUUUGCUUGUGCAUCACUCGCAUAUAGUUUUCAAGGUUAAAAAUACCUACUCAAAAGGAAGGACUUUUAAUUUC